CGCGGCGGCGCUGGGGACGGAGCGGAGCAGGCCGCGGCCCGGGGCCCGCCAUGCCUUACGCCAACCAGCCCACGGUGCGCAUCACCGAGCUCACCGACGAGAACGUCAAGUUCAUCAUCGAGAACACGGACCUGGCGGUAGCGAAUUCCAUCCGAAGAGUGUUUAUAGCCGAAGUUCCCAUAAUAGCCAUAGACUGGGUCCAGAUAGAUGCUAACUCCUCUGUGCUCCAUGAUGAGUUCAUUGCACACAGAUUGGGUCUGAUCCCGCUCACCAGCGAUGACAUUGUGGAUAAGCUGCAGUACUCCAGGGAUUGUACAUGUGAUGAGUUCUGUCCAGAGUGUUCUGUGGAGUUUACCCUGGAUGUCCGGUGCAAUGAAGACCAGACUCGUCACGUGACAUCCCGUGAUCUCAUCUCCAACAACCCCCGGGUUAUACCGGUGACAUCCCGGAGCAGAGACAAUGACCCCAAUGACUAUGUGGAGCAGGAUGAUAUCCUCAUUGUCAAGUUACGGAAAGGCCAGGAGCUGAGAUGCGAGGCCUAUGCCAAGAAGGGAUUUGGCAAGGAGCAUGCCAAGUGGAAACCUACAGCAGGAGUAGCCUUUGAGUACGAUCCAGACAACGCGUUGAGGCACACAGUCUACCCCAAGCCUGAGGAAUGGCCAAAGAGUGAAUACUCCGAAAUUGACGAGGAUGAGGCCCAGGCUCCCUAUGACCCCAAUGGAAAGCCAGAGCGGUUUUAUUACAACGUGGAGUCCUGCGGCUCCCUGCGGCCGGAGACCAUCGUUCUCUCGGCACUGUCCGGCUGAAGAAAA
Molecule: messenger RNA, 812 nt
Organism: Gopherus evgoodei (Goodes thornscrub tortoise)
Lineage: Eukaryota; Metazoa; Chordata; Testudines; Testudinidae
Product: DNA-directed RNA polymerase II subunit RPB3-like
Exons: 9
Coding region: 51-806 (251 amino acids)
Biological process (GO): DNA-templated transcription
Cellular component (GO): RNA polymerase II, core complex
Molecular function (GO): protein dimerization activity; DNA-directed RNA polymerase activity; DNA binding
Source: RefSeq, a predicted model, not a curated record